Messenger RNA from Lepisosteus oculatus (spotted gar), 8664 nucleotides. RefSeq names its product zinc fingers and homeoboxes protein 1. Gene Ontology annotation, molecular function: DNA-binding transcription factor activity, RNA polymerase II-specific; DNA binding. Lineage: Eukaryota; Metazoa; Chordata; Actinopteri; Semionotiformes; Lepisosteidae. The record is from RefSeq and is a predicted model, not a curated record. Gene Ontology annotation, biological process: regulation of transcription by RNA polymerase II. Gene Ontology annotation, cellular component: nucleus.
CUUCUAACAGACGGCAGAUGCCGCCCUUUCUGCCGGUAUCUACAGGCGCUCCUACGUGUGCGACGCUGUAGCUGUGAGGUGAGGGUGUAGGGCAGCCGGGCUGCGUCACCCUCUUUCCUACCCGAAAUCGUGAAGCCCCGCCCUGGGUGACCCGAGAGAUAUGUCUAUCACGGGCUGCGCCGAUAGAGAAUACAUCAAUAGGACAACAAUAACGUUAUACUAAGUGAAGCAAAAAAAGUUCAAGGGAUUAUCAACAAUAAAAAAAAAAAUCAAUUGCAACAUCAUUCUAGUCAGACGUCUGUGUGCAUAGAUCUAGAUAAAAGAUCAAACUCAAGGCGUUGUGUGACUCGGGUCAAUGAGUAACUCCUGUUUAGGAAUGGGGUGAUGGGUGUUUUGCUGGACACGUUCGCUGGAAAUUUGCACCUCUUAAGAGGAUUAUGUCCUAAGCGAGAUAGCUGCAGCAUGUGGUCGCAGGAGCAUAAUUCUUGCACAGCAAAGUAAAGAAACCCCGCUUUCAAGAGACUCGGCAAAAUAAACAUUACAAUUGCUGCCUGGACUUGCAUGUGUUGUGUCGUUGAUAAACUUCAAUCUCCCGCUGGUCUUCAUACACCCGUUUACCUGCCGGGCUGCCACAAGGUGAAGGGCGUUUCCAGCCUGUGGGGGCCGGGCAGUCUCUAAGGUGUCGUCCACUCACAAAGGACACUGGGAGAGGCCACGCCCACGUCCCCGCCCCCCCGCCUGAGCAGCGCGACUCGCUGCAGGAAAUCGGGUAGGCAAAAAAAACGAAGUCGGGGUAAGUCGCUUUGCGAUGACGCGGAACGUAUUUCAUCGAUGGUGACGCCCGGGUGAUUAAAAAAAAUACCCUUCUGAAUUGACACAUACUGUAACGGUCUUUAUCAAAUAUCAUGCCGAUCGCCGUGGUUUCACUGACGUGUCUGUUCUGAUCGACGCCUGAAAGGACGCGAAGCGCCGCUGAAAGCGCCGGAGAGCGCUGCGCAGCUGGAAAAGCGCCCUGUAACUGUAUUUUUGUUGUGCAUCUCUGGCCGCAUCAAGCGGCAGCACUUCAUCUCGCCUGCCUCCGCUGUUCCAGCCCAGCAACAACUGCACUAGUGUCACCAGCGCACGUAACUCUUCAUACUGGGACGCAAAAAUCUUGGCAAUGAAAUGAGGUUUGUAAAUCUACAAUGAGCUGCCCCUGAGAAACAAAAGAGGGCCGGGCUGACAACUCGUCAUUUGAUGAACGCUGCCUUUUCGGGAGGGGGGACGGUCACACAAUGGCGAGCAAACGGAAGUCCACUACCCCUUGCAUGGUCCUUCCCACAGAAGCAGGGGAGCAGGACCCGGAUAUGGAGAUGAUAACGGAGCUGGAAGAAGGCACCGACGCCCCAGUGGAAACACCCUCAGAAAGCGCUGCGGUCCCAGCUGAAAACGCCUCGAGCGAGGAAGACAUGCAGGAUGUGGACCGCUACAUCGAAACCAUGGAUUCCAAAAAGGUGGAAGGUGGAUACGAGUGCAAAUACUGCAGCUUCCAGACCACGGAACUGAACAUGUUCACCUUCCACGUGGAUUCGGAGCACCCCAACGUAGUGUUGAACUCCUCCUACGUUUGUGUGGAGUGCAACUUUCUAACCAAGAGGUAUGAUGCACUUUCAGAACACAACUUGCGCUACCAUCCCGGGGAGGACAAUUUUACCCGCACCAUGGUGAAGCGCAAUAACCAGACCAUCUUUGAGCAGACCGUCAACGACCUGACCUUCGACGGCAGCUUUGUGCAGCAGGAGAACGAGGAAGGGGGCGAGGACACCACGGCCACUGGGAUCCCGCUCAGCAAAACCCCCAUCAUGAAGAUGAAAAACAAGGCGGAGCCCAAAAGGAUCGCCGUGCCCCACAAGGCCGCUGAGGAGAAUGAAGUGAAGGAUGAGAGCGAAGGUGAACAGGAGCCCAAGGAGACGGCCCCUGUCGGGACGCCGGCUCCCGUGGAGGUGGUGGCUCCGGUCCCGAUGGAACCGGUGAAGCCAAGUGUGGUCGUCAGCAACAGUUCCGCGCAGCAGGAUCCAAAGAAGACAAUAAUCAAUUCUGCCACCGUUCUCCCAGCUGGGCUCGCUCAAGUCCUGUCGGCCCUCCAGGCCCAACAGAAUUCCCAAACCCAGCUCCUGAUACCCGUCAGCAGCAUCCCAACUUACAACGGGGCCAUGGAUAACAAUGCCCUUCUUGUGAGCACCUACAACAAGUUCCCUUACCCCUCGGUGUCGGAGAUCAUGGGGCUGUCAGCGCAGACAAAGUACACAGAGGAGCAGAUUAAGAUCUGGUUCUCUGCCCAGCGCCUCAAACACGGUGUGAGCUGGACGCCAGAGGAGGUGGAAGAAGCCAGGAGAAAGCAGUUCAAUGGCACCGUGCACACCGUGCCACAGACAAUCACAGUCAUUCCUGCCCAUCUCUCGGCGGCAGCCAACGGCCUUCAGCCCAUUCUACAGACCUGCCAGAUAGUUGGCCAGCCGGGCCUUGUGCUGACACAAGUUGGUGGCACCAAUCCCUUACCGGUAACCACUCCCAUCACAUUGGCAGUAGCUGGUGUGCCCAAUCAAACACAUCUGCCAAAACCUGCUAUGCAGACAACCCCGACUGUAGUGGAAACAAAGAGGGCCACCACCGUUCAGCCUCCUCCUCUGACCCCUCAGGAGAACUCUGCUCUGAGCGCUGAUAAUUUUGGAAUGCGACCUAAAAAGUCUAAAGAGCAGCUUGCAGAGCUGAAGGCCAGCUACCUGAAGAAUCACUUUGCCAGUGAUGCAGAGAUAGCCAGGCUGAUGAAACUGACCAAUCUCACAAAGGGCGAGAUUAAGAAGUGGUUUAGUGAUACGCGCUACAACCAGCGCAACUCAAAGAACAAUCAUGUUAUUGUUUUCAAUGAAAACAACAAUGUCAACAACAAUGCCACCAUAGUGAUUGAUUCGAGCGAUGAAACUACAGAGUCUCCUACGUCUGGCCCUGUCAAAGAGUCACGGAAACAGACCUGGAACCCAUUCCCAGACUUCACACUCCAGAAGUUCAAAGAGAAGACCCCCGAACAGCUGCUGAUACUGGAGGAGAGUUAUCAGAAGAACUCCACACCUACAGACGAAGAACUCAGCCGACUCAGGUCUGAAACCAAGCUGACCCGUCGGGAGAUUGAUGCCUGGUUCACGGAAAAGAGGAAGGCGCCGGAAUCGACUGAUUCCAAGCCAGAACGCAAGGAGAGCGACCCUGUGAAAUCAGUCGCCGUCAAGCAGGCAUCACAAACUCCCCCCAGCGGCAGGAGCAGGUCGGGCAGAGAAAAGAUCGGGAAAAAGACCCCGGAGCAGCUCCACGUCUUGAAAAGUGCCUUUGUGCGCACGCAGUGGCCGUCGUCGGAGGAGUAUGAUAAGCUCGCAGAAGAGAGCCGCCUUCCUAGGUCCUACAUUGUCAACUGGUUUGGAGACACAAGAUAUGCCUGGAAAAACGGCAACUUGAAAUGGUACUUUUAUUACCAGAGUGGCAACAUCAGUGCUAUAAAUGGAAGUGGAUACAGGAAGAGAGGAAGAGGUAGAGCCCGAAAUAGAGGGCGAGGUAGGCCUAGAGGGAGACCCAGGGCGGGCAAGAGGUCAUCUAGCUGGGGUAGGUCACCACCAGUGAUGAAGUUUAAGACUGGAAAAGAAAUUCUUAAAGAGUAUUACCUAAAACACAAGUUCCUCAAUGAGCAGGACCUCGACGAGCUGGUGGCGAAAUCCAACAUGGGCUACGAGCAGGUCCGGGACUGGUUCGCCGAGGUGCACAGGCGGGAGGACACGGGUGCGGACCCGUUUGACGAUGGGGUGGAGAACGAGGAGCCGGAAGAGGAGGAAUCGCAAGGUGAAAGCGAGGCGGGAGCGGGGGGCCUCGAAGACGUUGCUGGCGAUGAGGAAGACGACGAAACGGACGACAGCGAGACCUGGGAGCCUCCUCGAAGUGUCCGGCGCACUCUCUCUGGCUCCGAGGAUUAGCGCCAAUCCAGGUGAGCGUCGAGAAUUGCCCUUUUAUUUAUACUGAAGAAAGCAAUGGAAGCUGAUAAUUUGUAUGUGGAAUAGGCUGAGCAAAGCUCAGAGCAGAGUUCGAGGGUGACGUGAAGGUAGCACAUCAGUGUCCUCUUCGUAUCCACUGGAGGGUCUAUGGUGCCAAAGUUACACGCAGCAGGCAUUCCUGUCUUGUUUACAGAGUGUUUAAUUAGUGAAUCUGUCCAAAAUGGAGCUUAAUUACAUCUGUACCCUUGGUACCCAAUGGUAUUGGGUAUUAAAAGUCUCUGUGCACAUACUUCAUUGGGUACAGUGACCACUAUUUUAUCUUUUGUCUUAGAUUAAAACUAUGGUGGUGAAGUAUGAUUUGCCACCUUAAAUCUGGUUGUUUAAUAGCAUUGAGAGACCAAAAGUUUUAUAAGAAGAUUUUUUUUUAAAUGCAUUUAACUCCAGAGUUCCCUGUUACAGUAUGUGUACAGACCAUAUUUGCACCUCCUUGUCUUUGUUCAAAUGAUACAAUGGAAGGAGAUAUUUAAAUUACUCUUUUAAGAGGUUCGUGUACUACAGAUUUAGAAAGGUAUGACUGGCUUGUGUUUUGUGUCAUAUUUUUCACACAAAAUCCUUCUCAUGUUACCCCCAUUCAGUUUCUCUCCCCUUAUAAUGACAGAAUUAAAUGAGAAAACAGCAGGCAGUUUUCAUAGCUGCCAAUUAAGUCACUACCCAAUUUUAACAAUGUACUGUAGGUGAACUGCACAGAAACUAAGGAGUUCAUCGAUCAAACAGUUCUUGCCCAAGGGUUGUUGGAGGUACAGGAUAUGCAUAUAUAAGAGGAUAAAUUAGGGGUCAGGCAGCCAUCCUGAUUAAUGUAGGAACCCUAGACAUACUGUAUUUAUCAUGUUGAUAGAGGAAUUAUACUUGUGAAGUUUGCAGGUCAAACUACACCACAGGACACAGUGUCCAUGUCCUGUUUGGUUGUCAAAGUCAUUGUAGCGACUUUUCGGGUGCAAACCUAAAUAAAAAGCUUUUGUUCUGGAUGAAAUCUGCCAGGGUUCAAUUCAGCUGGUGCCAUGGUUCUUAAGAACGUGAUUUUGAAAAGUUUUCAGAUUUGCAGGGUUCAGCUCCCAUCUUGGUUGGCGUAGUUAUUGUGUUGAUAAGGCUUUACAGUUGUAACAGAACAUGGGGAUAGGGGAUACCUGUAUACCUGCCUAGUGUGAAGCUGCUUGAUCUCUGAACAACAGAUUGAAAAGCAGGAAGAGCAAAAUCCUUAGAAGUAAUUUUGUGGUUAACUAAUCCUUAAAAAUAAUUGAUGCUUUAUAAAUGUAUUUAUUACUCAGUUAAAUUAACCCCACUUUUCAGGAAGUAGAAGCAUUAUGUAUUCCACUUGUACCUUGAAUAUUAGAAAGAUUCUUUCAUUCUUUUCUAAAAACUAGAAAGCACAUAUUCUGACCACCGUCAUGAUCUUCUCAAUGAUCACUGUUAAGAAUCCACAGUUGUUAGAAAAAUGACAGCUGGAGUGAUAUAUUAUAGAACAGAUAUUUUAGGUAAAUUCAUUAUCGUGUCUGACAUUUGUCAUCAGGGGGCUUGAUCAGAGUGGAAAAUCGCAGUUGUACAUUUUCGACGUGUUUUGCGUCAGGUUGCAGAUGCAGUCUUGUGGAUUCUGUCUUGAUCCUCUUGUAGACAGGCAUAGAGGUUUGAGUAAAGAGCAACACAUAUAGGUUUAUUCCAUGCUGAGAGGUAAAGAAAAGAGACACCUGAAGAAGGCUUCACAGCAGAAACACUGUGUUUCUUUUCUUUACCCUUCUACAUGGAAACAACCUUUACCCGUUGCUUGACAAACAAAUACCUGUUUACUGCUGUCUGAGCCCUAGGCGCUACACAUCAGCCCAGCUCAUUCCACAUCCCAGCUCGUCCCAGCCAGAUGACCUAAAGGCUGGUGACUAGGGCAUCCACAGCAUUACUCUCCCUUUCUUAUCUCACAACUCAGCCAUUGUUACACCAGCAGGAAGAGGAGUUGAGUUGUCCUGCUGGAGUGUUGUCAGAUCAGGAUGGGCCUGGAGGAAUGGUAGCAUGUCAGGUCCCAGGGCGUGAUGAGUGUAUCGCUGUGCCAUCAGCUUGCUACUACAAGGGGAUGGUUGGUCAUGAGUUAACACCCCUGCCUGUGCUCCCUCACUCUGGCUCGGAGCUCCUAGAUAGUGGCUCAUCACUGACAGACUGUGGCCAGAUGGCAAGCAACAGUGCUCUGACGUGGUCCAACCUCCAGCAUACCCGUGGCACAAAGGUGCUGUUCUCUUGUAAGCAGGGAGUAUCGGUUCCUUUCUGCAUUUUUUUGCUCUUGAUUGUGACAAUAUGUCAUAGUCAACAGGUUUGCCCGAUCAAUUCUCUCAUUAAAGAAGUGUAGUGUUUAAGUAACAGUCACUUAAAUGUAUCAUGGUCAGUCAUGAAUGAUCAAUUAAUCAAAAUACAGAAUCUGUAUACUUUGUUUUUCUGAAAACAUACAUGCAUUAAAGGAUAACUUUCCUUUGAUGAUGGCUAUGUAUUCUGAACUAAUGUAAGCACAUUAUAUGACAUGGGUGUGAUUCCAAGUAAUUUGUGCUGCUACAAAUAUAACGGCAAAAUAUAUUCAUAUGCUAAUUUGUUGUAGCAUUUAAGAAGUGUAACAGUUGUUCUACCCAGAGUUCCUCUUAGAAUAGCUCCUGAGACCAAGAAUGUUUCAAGAAUAAUAGGCAAAAUGUUUUGUGGUGUGCGAUAAAACAAAAACAAAGAAGGUGCAAUACACAGGAAUUACAAUCACCAUGGUCAUUAUAGCAGGUAAACCGUUAUUUUAACAGUAUCACAGUAGAAGGAUAUUUUUCAUCUUCACGACUGAUGACAUCCAUUUUCCAGAUGAGAAAGUAUAAAUACAGUACUGUAGUCUCUGUACAGAAAAGGUUUUUGCAGUAUAGGGCGCAGUGUGAUUCUGUCUAGGGUUAAGGCUUCCGUUACUUCACAUAGCAGUCCGCUGGAACUUUGCCUUUCGAUUGUUUUUUGUUGGCAAGUUUGUUUCUUCAGCAUCUGGGUACAGAAAUGGCACCUUCACUAACAAAUCAUUUGCACACUUUUGCACCACGCUGCUUUGUCACGUCAACAGGGCACUUUAGUAUGCACUGUGAUUGUCCUGUCACUCUUUUUCUAACUGUGAGCCCUGUUAUGAUUUAUAGUACUCUGCUGUAUGUUGUGCUAUGUAAAGAUGCAUAGUUUUAGGGCAAUACUGGUGUAAAGAAAGAGAUCUGUAUAUGAUCAGUUUUAGAUUUUAUAGUGUCAGUGGCUGCAGCACUCAUCCUCUGACACCCACAGCUGUGUCUGUUGCACGUCUGCCUUCAAAGACAUAUUUGGAAGCAUGUGAGCUUCAGAAAGACAGCUUCAGCUUUUCUCACCCUUAAGUAAUACAGCAGAACAUACUGUCUGAGGUGCCUGGCCUUCUCCCAGGAGGAAUAGUAGUACUAAGGCCAUGUCUAGGAAGUGGAGUGUGUGGGGUUCUAAGGUACUUAUAAGACUGUCUUUUGUUUCUGUAUUACAGUGUCUGUUGUUUAAAAUGGCUUCAGCUUGCAAUAACAAAAAAAACAGUAUUGAUUUUGUACAUAUAAGAUCUUUUAUCUUGAUGUAUUUGACCAGUAGUUUUUACAAAAUUUUAUACUUUCUUAUAUAUGUUUAUACAUUUAACCUUCACUUCAUCCCAGUGCUUCAGUAGCGUUGAUGAAGACCUUCAGUGCUCAGUAGACCUGCAUUGUGUUUGCUGCUCUUUUUCUAUUCUGCUGUUUUAUAAAAGAAGAGAUUGUCAGGAUACUGACCAAUACACCCAACCUGUUUGUUCUCCAAGACUCAUGUAGGACUUUUCCCUUAAAACAUCAUGUUGCUAGAAAUACUUUAUAUUUCUGACCACAGAACUUGAAAAAUGGAAGUCAAUACUAGAGUUAUUGUAAACAAGGAUGAGUAUGAAAUCUGUUUUUCUCUACAAAAAUGUAGAGUUUUAAGUUUUUGUCUUGGGAAUAUAUUUUCUAAUGGUCAUAAUCUCUCUCUCCAGUAUGACAGUAAAAUUCUUUGUUACCAAUGGUUUUAAUAUUUCACUUCUUUAUCUUGGAUAUUAAUACAACAGAAUUUGCUCAUAUGAACAGUUUUCCAUAUUCAGAACUUUCUCAGAAUGAUAGCCUGAAAAAAAACCUUCUGGGAUAAGGGAUUGCUUAAUGAUCAUGGGAUUGUUUCCUCUGGGGAACGUGAAGACUUUACCAUUGAGAGAGAGAGAACAGUGUUGCAUUAAUAAUCAUUUGGGCCACAUAUUGGACUCUGGGAAAGCCUGGCUUUUAUCUGACUGUUUUCUGGAUAUGGAGAAACUUUGGAAAUCAGCCAGGUUCAUGCCUGGAUAUUGAAGACAAAAUAUUUGAAAUUGCUGUACAUCUCUUUGAGUUUUCUAAGCAAGUAAUUGUGUGAUGUGGAAGCAAUGAUGUAUGCAAGUAUCUGUGUCGAGAGCUUUAUUCAUUAGAGCAGUAGGCAUUGCUUAAUAAAAUUAAUUUAAGACUGGAAAAGCAUUUUAAGAAGCUGAAGCUUUUACUUGGGGUUCACAGAAUCUAUCUUUUAUACUGAUGUGUUUGAAGAAAAUGCCUAAUAAACUUUUAAAAAACUGUAA